Molecule: messenger RNA, 872 nt
Organism: Octopus sinensis (East Asian common octopus)
Lineage: Eukaryota; Metazoa; Mollusca; Cephalopoda; Octopoda; Octopodidae
Exons: 3
Coding region: 147-752 (201 amino acids)
Source: RefSeq, a predicted model, not a curated record
UGCUAUUCUACAAUGUAAUUCUUAAACCAAACAAUCACAUCAUUUAAAUCUCAAAGCUAUGAGAUAAUCCAUGAUUAAUUCAAAACAAUGUGAAUAAAUAAUUCUUACAUUUGACAGAGUAAUCUGAAAGUGAAAGAGUUAAUAUCAUGGCAUUUUUCAAUUCUUUAUCUGCUUCCAGGAGCUGUAAACCAAAUGGUCUGCUGGCAAGCAUCAGUUCAGCGGCAACUUCUCCGAAACAGAAUGGCAAAUCAAGUUCUAGUCCCUGUCCAAAAAGUGGUCGCAAUCGAAGCCGUUCACUGUCAUAUUCGUCGACCGAGCGAGCGAAGAAGGGUGGCUCACCUACCCAGCACAAGUACACAAAGCCCAGAUAUUCGUCAGACAGCUCACGAAGUCCGUCACCCGUUGCUCACAAGACGUCGUCGCGCACCUACCGCUCGAGUCAGUCCAAGUCUGGCAGCAAGUCACCACGGCGUCGGCAACAGCGGUCGCGCAGCCGUAGUCGCUCCAGAUCGUUUUCUCGUGCCAGGUCCAGAAAGACGAGGUCACCAUCAAGGUCACGGUCAAGGUCAUGUUCAAGGUCACGCAGCUAUCGAAGGCGCUUAAGUCCGAGCCGAUCACACAGCCAUGGUCGUGAUUACAGCCGAAGUCAGAGCCGAGGCUCCAGGAGGAGAGAAUCUCGCAGCCCUUCCAUUCGACGGCGACCAGGCUCACCAAGCCAUCUUGAUAAACGAAGAAUCACGAGACACAACUGAAAUUGUUCAAAGGGUGUUGACCCCAUCACGCCCAGAAGAAGUUUCGGUUUGAAAAUAUUUUCAUUUCAGAAGUUUUACACCACCAAGCUGACCAAGAUUAUAUUUUUACCUCCAUUUGGG